Drosophila ficusphila is the source of this 4897-nucleotide messenger RNA. It is a transcript of the gene spoon, whose product is annotated as A-kinase anchor protein 1, mitochondrial. The transcript has 5 exons. The record is from RefSeq and is a predicted model, not a curated record. The coding region runs from base 430 to 2244 and encodes 604 amino acids. Lineage: Eukaryota; Metazoa; Arthropoda; Insecta; Diptera; Drosophilidae. Gene Ontology annotation, molecular function: RNA binding.
UUGUGCAUGUGUUGCCAUUCGACCCGAUGACCAAAUCCACACACGUUUUUUUUGGCUUUGUGCAAACAAUUAGGUGCAAUUCGGAGCAAACAGCAAUUGUAAAGUGCGCGGGACGUCCAAUCGUGCUAUUUUGUUAUCGUGAAUUGCAACGUUACAAAUAGGCGGCAGCUAGAAUUGCCGAAUCCGAAAAGAGAUGGCAACACUGCCGCACGCCGGCCAUGUUAUUGUGAUUUGUAAAAGGUGGAACGUAGACACGUGUUUAAUUCGUGCAGCUCUCUAACGUUGAGAAAGCCAAGAAAAACCCCAGCAAACAACAAAAAGACUAUUAAAACACGCGAGUGCAACAUAGAUUAUUAAAAAACACCCACAAACGGAGUGCAAAAUAAGUUACCCAAGCGGUUGCAAGAGAUCCUUCAAUAUUCAGCGAAAAUGGUAUCCGGUCGUCCUCUACUCUACCUGUCACUGCCCGGUGUAGCAUUUAUACUCGGCGUCUUUUGGUUUCGGCGUAGAAAUAAAAAUCGUUUAGACAAGCCCGAUGACGAGGACACAAACGGCAUCACCGGCAAGGACUCGUCGAUUGAGCCCGCCGUGCAGGCGCGCAAGGCCAACGGAGUCCUGCAGAAUGGUAAACUGCCGCAGCAGCCGGCCAGCAAGUCGAUGAACAUCAACGGAACCGUAAGCAAUGGCAGCGGAAACGGAAGUUUCAGUGGCAGCAACAGCGGAAGUGGCAGCGAUGAAAAGGACAGUCCAACAACCAUGUUGUACGGCAAGUCGGCACCCAUCAAAAUCCAGAGCAACGGACGCAGCUCGAACGGCAAACACCAGCAGCAGAUUGACUCCGAGAUGCUAAAGUCCAAGAUCCAGGAUGCCGAGCACAAGAAACUCUGCUCCAUAGACGAGGACUUCGAGAAUCUCUCCUCGCCUCGUGACUUGCCCGAUUCGGUGAACAACCGUGUGUCCUUUUACAAUCGCAAGGCCAGCCAAAAGACCGUGGAGCCGGUGGUGAUCAAGGCCACGCGUACACCAAAAAUAUCACCAGAGAACUCCUUCCUGGAGACCAACUACACCAGCAAGGAGUGCGAGCAGAACAACAACUGCGAGCCCAAGGAGGCGGCCAAGGAAGAGGUGGUGGUCAAGAAAGAGGUGGCCAAACAAGAGGCUUCUAGUGGUGUUGUGGCCAACAAGCAGGAGCAGCAGACGGUUCUCAAAGAGGAGGCGGUGGACAACAAUGGCAACCAGAAGCGCAAUGUGGAUGCGGCCAGUCCCUCGUUGAGCAUUUGCAGCGUUCAGUCGGGCGAUUCCGGCAAGGGAUCCAGCCUGCCCCGCUCGGAGGCGACCCGCGUGAAGGCCACCUACGAGUUCCUCUUCCCCAUCAGUCUGAUCGGACAUCUGUACGGCCGCAAGCGUACGUUCAUCAACCAGAUCAAGGCCAAGACCCUGGCCAGCGUGGCCCUCAGCAAGAACCCGUACUCGGGCAAGGUGCGCAUCUGCACCAUCGAGGGAACCGAGAGCGAAAUCGAUGCCGCAUUGGCCAUGAUCCGUCAGCGUUUGCCGGCCAAGCGGUAUCCCAACUUUACCAUGCAACGCAUCCACUAUGCGCUUCCGCAGACCAUAGUUCCUCUUUCGGCCGAGAGCCUCUACAAUCUACAACUGAAACUGAUCGAGGGCAUCAACAACGAUGUGGUGGUGAGCGCGGUGAUGUCCGGGUCGCACGUGUUCAUCCAGCACCCGCUGCACCCCUCGCACCCAUCGCUGCCCAUGCUGCAGAGGCAGCUGUACGAUACCUACUCCACCGAGGAGUCGCCGCUGCUGCCCAGCUUGGAGAUCAGUGCCGUGUGCGUGAUACCCAUCAAUGGGGUGUGGUAUCGCGUGCAGAUCGUCGACAAGGAUCCCGAGGACGAGGAGCGCUGCCUGGUCAAGUUCCUCGACUUUGGCGGCUACAUGAACGUCGGCUUCAGCACACUGCGCCAAAUUCGCACCGAUUUCAUGAGCGUGCCCUUCCAGGCCACCGAAUGCAUCCUGUCCAACAUUGAGCCCAUCGAUGAGACAUGGUCCAUCGAGGCGGGCGAAAUCCUCAACCAACUAACCAAAGGCAUUGUCUUGCAAGCACAAGUCGCCGGCUACAAUAGUCACAACAUACCAGAAAUCUAUUUAUUCGCUUCUCUAGGUCCCAAUAAUGUAAUCUUUAUCAAUAAGGAACUGGUCGCCAGAAACCUCGCAAAGUGGGUGGAGAUGCGUGACUAACAGCCUUCGUGAACAACUCAACUAGUAACCAAGAACUACAUGAAAACAAAAAGCAAACUUAAACAACAAUCACUCAAACCCAAAUCAAGCAACUUGGCAGUGCAACAAAGGAAUGCUUGAGUCUUGUGCAGCAGGCUCGAGAAAGGCCGAUAAAUUCGGUUACCCCGGAUUGCGGCUGGAUGCAGCUUUUACAGACCGCAAAUAGCACAUAGCGUAUAGCAACAGGCAGAUUCCAGAAGAACUGCCAAAAGCAGAGGCCCCCUAACAAGAACGUUCGUUAAGUUGUAAAAAAAGCGACUGAGCCUAAAGAGAGCGAGCCCCUCAAUCAUAAAAUAACAAACAACAUCCAAACUCAAGAAAAUACACACACGCAUAUAUGAAUAAGAGCACCUAACACCUCACUAACCCAAAAACACAUACAACAAUAAGGCAAACGUUUGUUUGUUGACUGCCCACGAUUGGAUACCAAACCGGGGGGGAAGAUCAAGAUCAGCUAGGUUACGAUUUUUGGCCACAUUCAUCAUGGCACCAACGGGCGGGCGGGCGUUAAUCCUACGGAUCGGCUAGAACUGUCGGGUUUGAGAAAGAACCGCUUAAGAUAUUACCAUACUCAGUUUAUAAGUAGGCAUUACUACCUAGUGUACAUAGUUUUUAUAAAUUUAACGAAAUGCAAAAACAAAAUACACUAAAUAAACUUAACUAAAAUAUCAAGCGUUCAUCAGAUAUAAAACUAAACAAAAAACGAAAAAAAAAGUCAAAUUACUCUUGGCAAAACCUGAUAAUUUUAAUUUUUUGUUGCUACUUUGCUGAGAUUUGUAAAUAUAAUAAUAGGCUUUCUAAAAACGGAUAAUAUCUGAACGAUAAUUUUUAUAUAUUUGCAUGCAUUAUAUAACGUUUGUUUAAUUUGUAUUCAUACUGAAACUACUCAAACCGCAAAGAGUACAAGAUUACUUCGAACAGCUGAAACUUAGAUGGAGAUGAUGGAAUUGGAAGAAAAAAAAGAAAAACAAAUCAACCCUUUGCCUCACCUCAAACACCCGCACUUAAGCCGCAGAAUGCCUAACAAACAAUGAAAAAACAUUUAAGAAACAGACAAAAUAACGUUACGAAUUCAAAAUAUCUAUAUAUGCGUGUGUGCCAUUGUUAGUCAACAAACAAACAUAAAGUAAAACAAACAAAAUAGAAAAAACCCAUUCAGUUAAAAGAAAUGGAUACUUGUUCCCAGACCCAUUGUAAAUAAAAUCCAUUUUGACAGACAGACAAAUGCAAAAAAGAAAAAAACAAAAAAAAAAACUAAUUGUUGCUACCAAAACUAGCCUACUGAAAAAAGGAGUGAAGACCUCAAAAUGCCUUUCUUUCAAAAUUCUUUUGUAUAUGCAAGAAGAACUCUCUUAAAACGAAACAAAAGCAAUGAAAAUUGUUGCAAACAAAAAUCGCUUACAGUUACCAAUUCUCUGGGUGUUUAUAGCUUAGCAGCAAUUUUAGGUAGAGUUGUUCUAAGUGCAGCACAACCACAACACCACACCAACACACCAAUAACACACUAACCUACACCAACCACUCAACCAUGUUAAACAUAUUUAUUUUGUUGAGAAGAAAAAGAGUUUUUAAUUUCAAAUGUAUUUCACAUUGAGAAUAGAUCGGCAGCAACGGAAACAAUAUAUAAACCAUAUAUAUAUAUAUAAAUAUAUAUUAGAUUUCUUUGGAAAUCGUAAUUCAGCUUAAUAGUCGUCGUCGUCAUUGUUCUCAUUGUCGUCAUCGUCAUAAAUAAAUAAUUUAGUUAAUAUAACGUACAAGUGAUGAUCCACACAUAUACAUUAUGUCAAAAUGAAAGACUUGGCGUGUUAUUCUUUUCUACGGUAGUUUACUAUUAUUAUUAUCGCUAUCAUUAAAUCAUUAUUAUUAUUAUUAUGAAACUUUUUUUUGCUGUUUGUUUUUAGAUCUUUCGUGUGUAAUUACUUUACCAUUAUUUGCUAAUUUAAAGUAAUUCAUUCUAAUCGUUAUCUUAAAACAUUAUUCACUUGAUUAACUAUUGGAGGGGCCAAGGAGGUUUUUGGCGAACGGGGGGAACCCGAAUCUCCCCCACUUCGCCCCCUCCCGCUGCCUUCCACACUGUAGUGCAAAUUCGUUUAAUGAAUCCUUGUUUUUAAUGUCGCCUUUUAAAAUUCUAUGAAGAGAAAACAAACUAUAUUUUAGUCUAUGGAAAACUACUUAUAUUAUUGGUUACUCUUAAAUGAAACAUUAUUCUUACGAAUAGGUCAAAGUCUUAUUAUUUCAAUUUGUAUUCGCCAGAGUUGUCAACGUUCUCGGUGUUCUAUCGAAUUCAUUGUAGAUUUGUCACUUGUACAAUUGUUGAUAAACUGAUUAACUGAUAACUGAUUAACUGACAUAGAGAUAAUGCAAACACAACAGACAUGAUGUAGAGCACAUAUUGAAACUAAUUUUAGUGGAUAGCGAGAGAGAAGAACCCUCCCCUAAAGAUCAUCGUAUGUGUGUGGUACUUCUAUUUUUUUUCUUAUCUAGUAAUGCUGAGAGACAAGAGUUACGAAUAAGAUUUAAUUUAUAGACGCAUUCAAGUGAGAAUAAUUUACAAAUCUAGUUAUUAACUAAAUAUAAUGCAAGUACAUUAAAAUAAAACAUUAUUGAAAAGGAA